CUGCUGCUGCUGAACCAGUUCCACGAUGUGAUCCCUGGCAGCUGUAUAGAGAUGGUGGUGGAGGAAGCACUACGAUAUUAUCAAGGUAUAUAACAGCACUACGAUAUUAUCAAGGUAUAUAACAGCACUACGAUAUUAUCAAGGUAUAUAACAGCACUACGAUAUUAUCAAGGUAUAUAACAGCACUACGAUAUUAUCAAGGUAUAUAACAGCUGUAUAUUAUCAAGGUAUAUAACAGCACUACGAUAUUAUCAAGGUAUAUAACAGCACUACGAUAUUAUCAAGGUAUAUAACAGCACUACGAUAUUAUCAAGGUAUAUAACAGCACUACGAUAUUAUCAAGGUAUAUAACAGCACUACGAUAUUAUCAAGGUAUAUAACAGCACUACGAUAUUAUCAAGGUAUAUAACAGCUGUAUAUUAUCAAGGUAUAUAACAGCACUACGAUAUUAUCAAGGUAUAUAACAGCACUACGAUAUUAUCAAGGUAUAUAACAGCACUACGAUAUUAUCAAGGUAUAUAACAGCACUACGAUAUUAUCAAGGUAUAUAACAGCACUACGAUAUUAUCAAGGUAUAUAACAGCACUACGAUAUUAUCAAGGUAUAUAACAGCACUACGAUAUUAUCAAGGUAUAUAACAGCUGUAUAUUAUCAAGGUAUAUAACAGCACUACGAUAUUAUCAAGGUAUAUAACAGCACUACGAUAUUAUCAAGGUAUAUAACAGCAUUACGAUAUUAUCAAGGUAUAUAACAGCACUACGAUAUUAUCAAGGUAUAUAACAGCACUACGAUAUUAUCAAGGUAUAUAACAGCUGUAUAUUAUCAAGGUAUAUAACAGCUGUAUAUUAUCAAGGUAUAUAACAGCACUAAGAUAUUAUCAAGGUAUAUAACAGCACUACGAUACUAUCAAGGUAUAUAACAGCACUAUGAUAUUAUCAAGGUAUAUAACAGCACUACGAUAUUAUCAAGGUAUAUAACAGCAACUACGAUAUUAUCAAGGUAUAUAACAGCACUACGAUAUUAUCAAGGUAUAUAACAGCACUACGAUAUUAUCAAGGUAUAUAACAGCACUACGAUAUUAUCAGGUAUAUAACAGCACUACGAUAUUAUCAAGGUAUAUAACAGCUGUAUAUUAUCAAGGUAUAUAACAGCACUACGAUAUUAUCAAGGUAUAUAACAGCACUACGAUAUUAUCAAGGUAUAUAACAGCACUACGAUAUUAUCAAGGUAUAUAACAGCACUACGAUAUUAUCAAGGUAUAUAACAGCACUACGAUAUUAUCAAGGUAUAUAACAGCUGUAUAUUAUCAAGGUAUAUAACAGCACUACGAUAUUAUCAAGGUAUAUAACAGCACUACGAUAUUAUCAAGGUAUAUAACAGCAUUACGAUUUAUCAGGUAUAUAACAGCACUACGAUAUUAUCAAGGUAUAUAACAGCACUACGAUAUUAUCAGGUAUAUAACAGCUGUAUAUUAUCAAGGUAUAUAACAGCUGUAUAUUAUCAAGGUAUAUAACAGCACUAAGAUAUUAUCAAGGGUAUAUAACAGCACUACGAUACUAUCAAGGUAUAUAACAGCACUACGAUAUUAUCAAGGUAUAUAACAGCACUACGAUAUUAUCAAGGUAUAUAACAGCUGUAUAUUAUCAAGGUAUAUAACAGCACUACGAUAUUAUCAAGGUAUAUAACAGCACUACGAUAUUAUCAAGGUAUAUAACAGCACUACGAUAUUAUCAAGGUAUAUAACAGCACUACGAUAUUAUCAAGGUAUAUAACAGCACUACGAUAUUAUCAAGGAUAUAACAGCACUACGAUAUUAUCAAGGUAUAUAACAGCACUACGAUAUUAUCAAGGUAUAUAACAGCACUACGAUAUUAUCAAGGUAUAUAACAGCACUAUGAUAUAUCAAGGUAUAUAACAGCACUACGAUAUUAUCAAGGGUAUAUAACAGCACUACGAUAUUAUCAAGGUAUAUAACAGCACUACGAUAUUAUCAAGGUAUAUAACAGCACUACGAUAUUAUCAAGGUAUAUAACAGCAUUAGUAUAUUAUCAAGGUAUAUAACAGCACUACGAUAUUAUCAAGGUAUAUAGCAGCUGUAUAUUAUCAAAGGUAUAUAACAGCUGUAUAUUAUCAAGGUAUAUAACAGCACUACGAUAUUAUCAAGGUAUAUAACAGCACUACGAUAUUAUCAAGGUAUAUAACAGCUGUAUAUUAUCAAGGUAUAUAACAGCACUACGAUAUUAUCAAGGUAUAUAACAGCUGUAUAUUAUCAAGGUAUAUAACAGCACUACGAUAUUAUCAAGGUAUAUAACAGCACUACGAUAUUAUCAAGGUAAUAACAGCUGUAUAUUAUCAAGGUAUAUAACAGCGUAUAUUAUCAAGGUAUAUAACAGCACUAUGAUAUUAUCAAGGUAUAUAACAGCACUACGAUAUUAUCAAGGUAUAUAACAGCACUACGAUAUUAUCAAGGUAUAUAACAGCACUAUGAUAUUAUCAAGGUAUAUAACAGCACUACGAUAUUAUCAAGGUAUAUAACAGCUGUAUAUUAUCAAGGUAUAUAACGCUGAUAUUAUCAAGGUAUAUAACAGCACUAUGAUAUUAUCAAGGGUAUAUAACAGCACUACGAUAUUAUCAAGGUAUAUAACAGCACUACGAUAUUAUCAAGGUAUAUAACAGCACUACGAUAUUAUCAAGGUAUAUAACAGCAACGAUAUUAUCAAGGUAUAAACAGCACUACGAUAUUAUCAAGGUAAUAUAACAGCACUACGAUAUUAUCAAGGUAUAUAACAGCACUACGAUAUUAUCAAGGUAUAUAACAGGCACUACGAUAUUAUCAAGGUUAUAACAGCACUACGAUAUUAUCAAGGUAUAUAACAGCACUACGAUAUAAACAGCUGUAUAUUAUCAGGUAUAUAACAGCACUACGAUAUUAUCAAGGUAUAUAACAGCACUACGAUAUAUCAAGGUAUAUAACAGCUGUAUAUUAUCAAGGUAUAUAACAGCACUACGAUAUAUCAAGGUAUAUAACAGCACUACGAUAUAAACAGCUGUAUAUUAUCAAGGUAUAUAACAGCACUACGAUAUUAUCAAGGUAUAUAACAGCACUACGAUAUUAUCAAGGUAUAUAACAGCUGUAUAUUAUCAAGGUAUAUAACAGCACUACGAUAUUAUCAAGGGUAUAAACAGCACUACGAUAUUAUCAAGGUAUAUAACAGCACUACGAUAUAAACAGCUGUAUAUUAUCAAGGUAUAUAACAGCACUACGAUAUUAUCAAGGUAUAUAACAGCACUACGAUAUUAUCAAGGUAUAUAACAGCACUACGAUAUUAUCAAGGUUAUAACAGCACUACCGAUAUUAUCAAGGUAUUAUAACAGCACUACGAUAUUAUCAAGGUAAUAUAACAGCAUACGAUAUUAUCAAGGUAUAUAACAGCUGUAUAUAUCAAGGUAUAUAACAGCACUACGAUAUUAUCAAGGUAUAUAACAGCACUACGAUAUUAUCACGGUAUAUAACAGCACUACGAUAUUAUCAAGGUAUAUAACAGCACUACGAUAUUAUCAAGGUAUAUAACAGCACUACGAUAUUAUCAAGGUAUAUAACCAGCACUACGAUAUUAUCAAGGUAAUAACAGCACUACAAUAUUAUCAAGGUAAUAUAACAGCUUUAUAUUAUCAAGGUAUAUAACAGCACUACGAUAUUAUCAAGGUAUAAACAGCACUACGAUAUUAUCAAGGUAUAUAACAGCACUACGAUAUUAUCAAGGUAUAUACAGCACUACGAUAUUAUCAAGGUAUAUAACAGCACUACGAUAUAAACAGCUGUAUAUUAUCAAGGUAUAUAACAGCACUACGAUAUUAUCAAGGUAUAUAACAGCACUACGAUAUUAUCAAGGUAUAUAACAGCACUACGAUAUUAUCAAGGUAUAUAACAGCACUACGAUAUUAUCAAGGAUAUAACAGCACUACGAUAUUAUCAAGUAUAUAACAGCACUACGAUAUUAUCAAGGUAUAUAACAGCACUACGAAUAUUAUCAAGGUAUAUAACAGCACUACAUAUUAUCAAGGUAUAUAACAGCUGUAUAUUAUCAGGUAUAUAACAGCACUACGAUAUUAUCAAGGUAUAUACAGCUGUAUAUUAUCAAGGUAUAUAACCGCUGUAUAUUAUCAAGGUAUAUAACAGCACUACGAUAUUAUCAAGGUAUAUAACAGCACUACGAUUUAUCAAGGUAUAUAACAGCUGUAUAUUAUCAGGUAUAUAACAGCACUACGAUAUUAUCAAGGUAUAUAACAGCUGUAUAUUAUCAAGGAUAUAACAGCAACUACGAUAUUAUCAAGGUAUAUAACAGCACUACGAUAUUAUCAAGGUAUAUAACAGCUGUUAUUAUCAAGGUAUAUAACAGCUGUAUAUUAUCAAGGUAUAUAACAGCACUAUGAUAUUAUCAAGGUAUAUAACAGCACUACGAUAUUAUCAAGGUAUAUAACAGCACUACGAUAUUAUCAAGGUAUAUAACAGCACUAUGAUAUUAUCAAGGUAUAUAACAGCACUACGAUAUUAUCAAGGUAUAUAACAGCUGUAUAUUAUCAAGGUAUAUAACAGCUGUAUAUUAUCAAGGUAUAUAACAGCACUAUGAUAUUAUCAAGGUAUAUAACAGCACUACGAUAUUAUCAAGGUAUAUAACAGCACUACGAUAUUAUCAAGGUAUAUAACAGCACUACGAUAUUAUCAAGGUAUAUAACAGCACUACGAUAUUAUCAAGGUAUAUAACAGCACUACGAUAUUAUCAAGGUAUAUAACAGCACUACGAUAUUAUCAAGGUAUAUAACAGCACUACGAUAUUAUCAAGGUAUAUAACAGCACUACGAUAUUAUCAAGGUUUAUAACAGCACUACGAUAUUAUCAAGGUAUAUAACAGCACUACGAUAUAAACAGCUGUAUAUUAUCAAGGUAUAUAACAGCACUACGAUAUUAUCAAGGUAUAUAACAGCACUACGAUAUUAUCAAGGUAUAUAACAGCUGUAUAUUAUCAAGGUAUAUAACAGCACUACGAUAUUAUCAAGGUAUAUAACAGCACUACGAUAUAAACAGCUGUAUAUUAUCAAGGUAUAUAACAGCACUACGAUAUUAUCAAGGUAUAUAACAGCACUACGAUAUUAUCAAGGUAUAUAACAGCUGUAUAUUAUCAAGGUAUAUAACAGCACUACGAUAUUAUCAAGGUAUAUAACAGCACUACGAUAUUAUCAAGGUAUAUAACAGCACUACGAUAUAAACAGCUGUUUAUUAUCAAGGUAUAUAACAGCACUACGAUAUUAUCAAGGUAUAUAACAGCACUACGAUAUUAUCAAGGUAUAUAACAGCACUACGAUAUUAUCAAGGUAUAUAACAGCACUACGAUAUUAUCAAGGUAUAUAACAGCACUACGAUAUUAUCAAGGUAUAUAACAGCUGUAUAUUAUCAAGGUAUAUAACAGCACUACGAUAUUAUCAAGGUAUAUAACAGCACUACGAUAUUAUCAAGGUAUAUAACAGCACUACGAUAUUAUCAAGGUAUAUAACAGCACUACGAUAUUAUCAAGGUAUAUAACAGCACUACGAUAUUAUCAAGGUAUAUAACAGCACUACGAUAUUAUCAAGGUAUAUAACAGCACUACAAUAUUAUCAAGGUAUAUAACAGCUGUAUAUUAUCAAGGUAUAUAACAGCACUACGAUAUUAUCAAGGUAUAUAACAGCACUACGAUAUUAUCAAGGUAUAUAACAGCACUACGAUAUUAUCAAGGUAUAUAACAGCACUACGAUAUUAUCAAGGUAUAUAACAGCACUACGAUAUAAACAGCUGUAUAUUAUCAGGUAUAUAACAGCACUACGAUAUUAUCAAGGUAUAUAACAGCACUACGAUAUUAUCAAGGUAUAUAACAGCACUACGAUAUUAUCAAGGUAUAUAACAGCACUACGAUAUUAUCAAGGUAUAUAACAGCACUACGAUAUUAUCAAGGUAUAUAACAGCACUACGAUAUUAUCAAGGUAUAUAACAGCACUACGAUAUUAUCAAGGUAUAUAACAGCACUAUGAUAUUAUCAAGGUAUAUAACAGCACUACGAUAUUAUCAAGGUAUAUAACAGCACUACGAUAUUAUCAAGGUAUAUAACAGCACUACGAUAUUAUCAAGGUAUAUAACAGCACUACGAUAUUAUCAAGGUAUAUAACAGCUGUAUAUUAUCAAGGUAUAUAACAGCUGUAAUUAUCAAGGUAUAUAACAGCACUACGAUAUUAUCAAGGUAUAUAACAGCACUACGAUAUUAUCAAGGUAUAUAACAGCACUACGAUAUUAUCAAGGUAUAUAACAGCUGUAUAUUAUCAAGGUAUAUAACAGCACUACGAUAUUAUCAAGGUAUAUAACAGCACUACGAUAUUAUCAAGGUAUAUAACAGCACUACGAUAUUAUCAAGGUAUAUAACAGCACUACGAUAUUAUCAAGGUAUAUAACAGCACUACGAUAUUAUCAAGGUAUAUAACAGCACUACGAUAUUAUCAAGGUAUAUAACAGCACUACGAUAUUAUCAAGGUAUAUAACAGCUGUAUAUUAUCAAGGUAUAUAACAGCUGUAUAUUAUCAAGGUAUAUAACAGCACUACGAUAUUAUCAAGUUAUAUAACAGCACUACGAUAUUAUCAAGGUAUAUAACAGCACUAUGAUAUUAUCAAGGUAUAUAACAGCACUACGAUAUUAUCAAGGUAUAUAACAGCUGUAUAUUAUCAAGGUAUAUAACAGCACUACGAUAUUAUCAAGGUAUAUAACAGCACUACGAUAUUAUCAAGGUAUAUAACAGCACUACGAUAUUAUCAAGGUAUAUAACAGCUGUAUAUUAUCAAGGUAUAUAACAGCACUAUGAUAUUAUCAAGGUAUAUAACAGCACUACGAUAUUAUCAAGGUAUAUAACAGCUGUAUAUUAUCAAGGUAUAUAACAGCUGUAUAUUAUCAAGGUAUAUAAAACAAAACAUAAAGUCAAAAAUACUACAGAAAAUAUAUAUACAGUGUGUGCAAAUGUAGUAAGUUAUGGAGGUAAGGCAAUAAAUAGGCUAUAGUGCAAAAUAAUUACAAUUAGUAUUAACACUGGAGUGAUAGAUGCGCAAGAGAUGAUGUGCAAAUAGAGAUACUGGGGUGCAAAUAAGCAAAAUAAAUAACAAUAUGGGGAUGAGGUAGUUGGGUAGGCUAAUUACAGAUGGUUACAGACAGAAUAGCAGACAGUCUGUGGUUUUAGAAAAGGUCACAGACUUUCUAUACAUGGAGUGUGAACCCCAACUCCUGUGUGUUUGUCCCUGUGUCCCUGUGUCUCUGUGUCCCUGUGUCUCUGUGUCUCUCAGACAUCCGCACCGUGGGGACCAGACUGCUGCGUGUCUCCUGUGAGGCCCUGGGCUCUACGGGGGCUGCACCCCGGACAGGAGACUCGGCUGUCCUCAACACUCUGCCCUGGGAACGCACUGAGGUCCUCCCACUGACAGGGGGCGCUCCUGAUCUACAACAACCAGGCCUAGGUACUGGAGCUGACUAUAUAGUGUGAAUACUCACACGUCAUUGAUGCACUUACUCAACUACAAUACAAUGGUUUUGUUCUUUCACAAUCCAAUUAGUUAAGUUACUGAUUUAGAGGUGAUGCAUAUUUGAACCAUUUAGACCUUUUUCAUGACCCCUGCAUGUCAGAUGUCCACAUCUCUCUGUCUGCCGGUUUCUAUGUUAUUCUGUAGCUCUGGUGACAGUCCCCAGUGUUGGUGUCGUGUCUGUCUGUGAAGCCACUGGAACCAAACCUGUCACUCUGGUGUCUGUCACGGUUCAGGUAAUACACAGGACAUAG
Coregonus sp. 'balchen' is the source of this 7845-nucleotide messenger RNA. Lineage: Eukaryota; Metazoa; Chordata; Actinopteri; Salmoniformes; Salmonidae. The record is from the annotation of a GenBank genome assembly.